Culex quinquefasciatus (southern house mosquito) is the source of this 5517-nucleotide messenger RNA. Its product is annotated as ataxin-2 homolog. The transcript has 5 exons. Gene Ontology annotation, cellular component: nucleus; cytoplasm. Bases 557 to 5194 code for a protein of 1545 amino acids. Gene Ontology annotation, molecular function: mRNA binding. The record is from RefSeq and is a predicted model, not a curated record. Gene Ontology annotation, biological process: negative regulation of translation. Lineage: Eukaryota; Metazoa; Arthropoda; Insecta; Diptera; Culicidae.
CAACCGCCUUGCUUCGUCUUGCAACCAUUAAUGGCUGCUCGGUUUUAAGUUUUUGUCUACGGAAGAAAGUUCCCGGAAAUUCGGUGCGCAAACGGGUCCCGUCCUUGGCCAGCAGUGUCGCAAUCGCUAGUUUCGUACGGUGCCGUGUCGUUUCCGGUGUUUUCCGAGGCCGUCGCGCGGGUUUGGACCCGAAAAACGUCCCGGACACAGUUCCGACUUUCGCCUUCUGGUCAGGCCAACUUGGAUUUUUUCUUGUUCCUCAAACCUCUCUCAGAGCCAAACGGACAGACGACGGGGACGGCCGAGUGAAGAAGGGGAAAGGGGGAACGAACGUUUUUUUUUUAUUCGCAAGUGUGUGAGAAAGAGAGGGAAAGAAGCGAGAAGAAAGUGCAGUGUGACAGUUUAGUGUGCGUGUAAACUCUGCGUAACAGUUCGGCAAGUGCAAACGCAAAUCGAAAUUCGUCGUCCGUCGAACCGUGGGUUGUUUUCUCCUGGUUGAACUCUUGGACAAAGCCAGCAACCGACCGACACACUUUGAAAUCCGCCCGCGGCCGCCAUGUCGUCGUCGGAACCCGCGACGCCCGCCAUCAAUGUGGACCUGCAAUCGUCGAUGCUGCUGGAGACCCUGCGCCAAACUCCGUCCAUCGCCGAGGACGGAACUGGUUCCGGUGGUGGGGGUGGAGGUGGUGACGGUUCUACGUCAUCGCAGCAGCAGCAGCAACAUCACCACCUUCAGGAGGGUGGUGCGGGGGACGCGGAGCGGAGCGAGCUGGAAGCGAUGGAUCCGGCCAUCCUGUCGUCGACGGCCCCGGCCGGGAGUGAGUUGGGAGGGGGGAAGAUGGCAGCCAGGUUGCGGUAUUCGGCGGAGCAGCUGCUGAGGCUGCGUGGGACGGAGCUGUCGCGGAGGAGUCCGCCGUGCAUACGGGACUCGGUGACGGACAAGCGGGCGAAGAUGUUCCAGAGUUUGCUGAAGCCGGUGGCGGGGGAAGGUGGGGAGGAGGAGUAUCCGCAGGGGAAUGGGGGUGGGAGCUAUGGGAAGGGGGGUGGUGGGAGGGCGGAGCGGGGAGAGAGGGAGCGUGAUCGUGAUCGUGAGCGGGUUGGUAAUGGGGGCGGUGGGGAAGGUCCCGGAAGUAACGGGGGUGGUCCGAGGAGGAUGGAUUUGCGCGAUCCGAAGGAUCGGCUGCGGAAGGAGGACGGGAUUGUGCUUUCGCCGCAGCGGCGCAACUUCAACAUGGGCUGCCAGAUGCCGGCGGCGCCCACGACCGGAACCGGUCCCGGGUUGACCAUCGGCGGUGGGUUGCUGCGGAACGAGCGGGAUCUGCUGGGCGGAGUUCGCGAGCGACGCAUUGGAAGUGGGCGGAUUCUGUCACGGGAUGUGUCCUGGGACUACCGACCGGACAAGGACGCUCCCGAGAGCAACGACUACCGGGCGUCCGGGAAUCUGGGCUUCCGGAAUGACCGUAGCGAAGGUGGGCGAGAGCCGCGGGAGGUGCGAGAUUCGCGGGACGCGAGAGACUCUCGCGAUGCUCGCGAACCACGAGAUUCCGACCGGCUGAAUCGUUCCGACCGGGAGAAGGAGUUCCGCGGGAAGAACUACGACGAGCGGGACGAUCGUCGCGAGCGUGAGCGCGACCGCGAAGAUCGGUACGAGCGACGACCCCAGAACCGAGACUACGAUCGCUUCGACAACAAGGACAACAACCGUGGCUCGAGGAUGAACUCGCGAUACUCCAACAACAACAACAACGACGACGAUCGGGACAACCGGCACGGUGGCUACUCCAACAAUCGGUACAACGACCGUCACCACGGCCGUGGUGGUCGGUACGACCACCGGGACGAAGAACCCGAGUGGUUCAGCGAGCCAACCUGCCAGACGGACACGAUCGAGCUGCGUGGAUUCGACGAUCCCGUGCCGGAUGACGAACCCGACAAGUCGGACAAAGAUCAACCAAUGGACGAUGCCAAGGACAAGUCGUCGUCGGACGCCAACGAUAGGAACAACAACUCCGGCGACGGCGACCUGGACAAGACCAACGCGAACCAUUCGUUGGCGGCGCCGGCCGCCUCAGCGGCCGCCGGAGAAUCGUUAGAUCGGACGCCCGGAGACGGCGCCAGCGACGGCUCGUCGGUGAAAUCGAACGCGAUUGGGCCGAUCGGUGCCGGGGCAGGCCCCGGCGCGAUGUCGCUCGGUGGUGGUGGUGCCGGAACGACCACCAAGAUCGCCCCCGACGACGACUUCAACUUUGAGGACUUUCUCAAGCUGGACGCGCUGCCGACGAAUUUGCUUUACCCCGACCUCCCAGCAAAGGAAACUGGCAGCAGCGGCGGUUCGCGCUUCUCGCAGUGGUUCCGGCAGGAAAAUUCCGCUCAACCGCAGCAGCAACAAUCGCAACAGCAGAAGCCGCCCCAGUCCAACCUGUUCGACAGUCGUCGCUCCUCGCUGCAGGACGAAAUCAACAACAUGAUCAACGACUUCACCUCGGCCGGUCUCGACGAACCGCACGCGCACCAGCAUCCCCAUCCCCAGCAGCAGCAUCAACCUCACCACCAAAACAUUCCCGACUCCAACUCGAACAAGUACUUUGCUCCGAUUUCCCCGGCCGCGAGCACCUCGAACAACUCCAGCAACUCGCUGUUGGAGUUCUUCCAGCGCAGCGAUAAGCAACAGCAGCAGCAACAGCGCGAGCAGCACCAGGGUCACCACCAGGGAGGUCAUCCGCCGCAUGGACAGCAGCACCCACUUCUCGGUCAUCCCUCGAUGCAGCAACACCAUCAACAACAGCAGCAGCAGCAUCAUCAGCAGAUGCAGAACCGCAACCUUCAGCAGCUGCUCGGCGUGUCGAGCGGAGGCCCCGUUGCCCCGAACGUCGGCCAGAUCCACAGCGUUGAAGAGUUGGAGGCCCGAUUCCGUCGCGAGGACGAUGCAAACGGACGGCCGGGUGGCGUCGGCGGUAACAACGGACCCGUUAACCCUCCAAUCCCCCGGUUGAUAACCCCGUCCGCGGAACGCAACGGCCCCGGCAACGGCCCAAUGCCCUCCAACCUCGACCAGCAGCAGGAGUCGUUCAAGAAGUUGCUCGCGCAAAUCUCCGAAAACCAGCAAGGCCCCCCUCCGCACAUGCCGCCCCAGGCACCUCCCCCGCACCACAUGCUCCACCAGCACCAGCAGCAGCAGCAGAACGAACUCCUCCACAAAAUGCUGCACCUCAACCAGAUGCAGCAACAGCAGCACCUUCCACCCUCCGUCAACGACGUCCGCCAGGCCGAGAUCCUCAAACGCCCGGAAGCGCAAGCCCUCCUGCACGGCGUCGCCCGCGGCGAAGUGUCCCAGCACAACCUGUGGCAACAGCUCGCCAACCCAGCCACCGCCCAAAACCACCGCGAAAUCGUCUCCUCAAUCCUGGCAACCCUCGGAACCCCCAGCCCUCGCGUCGUCUCCCCAAACAUCCUCAUCCAGCCGUCGCCGGGUCCGGGCGGAGUGCCGCUCCUGCCCCCGCAAGCGACCCCACCGGUGGUGGCCGCGGCAGCCGCCGCCGCAGCGGCAAACAGCGCCAACCUGCUGUUCCAGCACCACUCGAAGCAGCAGAUGCGACUGUCGCCGCUGCCCAACGGCGGAAUGCCCCAGCGGAUUCCGUCGCCGCGCGAGCUCCAGUUCCACACGCAGUCCAUCAUGCAGAACGCGCUCAUCCGGAAGAAGCUGGAGGAACAGCGGGAGAACUACCGCAAGCGCCAGGAGCAGCAGCAGCAACAGCAGCAGAAUCGCAACCAACCGGACUCCGGCUCGGCGCCAUCGUCCAGCGCCCCCAGCAACUCUACAACGACGACUUCGGCCCCUUCCGGCAACCCUCCAUCGUCUGCCCCUAGUCAACAGCAGCAGCAACUUCCCCCAAGCAACGGCGGCCCAAUGCCACCCCACAUUCCUGCCUCCACCAUCACGACCCCCUCCGUCAUCGGUUCCAUCACAUCCCCGGCCAAGAACCAGCACCAACCUCCUCUCCCUCCUCAACCUCAACCUCCGCAACCCCAGCCCCAGUCCCACCAACAGCAGCAGCAGCAGCACCACGCCCACCAGCACACCUCGUCCCCGACUCCGCUGGCCUUCACGCCGACCUCGGUGCUGCGCAAAAUGACCGCCGAAAAGGAGAACGAACAGCUGGCGACGGCCGUCAGCAACGCAGCGGUCGCCAACCGGGAGGAACGUCGCGGCGAUAUCCUCGGCAAUCUCGGCCUCAGCAAUCCACUGACCCAGCAGCAGCAGCGCAACCUAAGUGCCCUCAUGGGACAGCAUCCGCCGCUGCCGCCACCAAAUCAGCAGCAGGGACCUCCGCCGCAGAUUGCCCACCAGCAGCAGCAGCCGCAUCCGGGAAUGGGUCACCAUCCGAUUGGAGUGCCGCCGAUGGGACACCCGCAGGGACCGCCGCGUGGUGGAAAUCAGCAGCAGCAGCAGCCGGGAAUGCCCGGUGGAAACAUUCCGUGGAACCUGAAGCAGCCGCACCCGGGCCAGCAGCAGCAGCAGCAACAGAUGCCGCAGAUGGCCAAACCGCAGGGCAGGCCCAUCCUGAAGGGAGGAAACAACGCCCCGCAACCACCCAACCAGCAGCAGCCCCCGCAACAGCAGCAACAACAACAGCCACCCCACCCGUCCCCACUCACCCAGAUGUCCUUUGCGUCCAACCUGGAGUUCCAGCAACAAAUGCAACAGUUCCAGCAGCAGCAACAAAGCCGCAGCGGAAACCCCAUCCUCGGAUCCCACCAACCUCCUCCGCAGCAGCAACAACAGCAACAACCUCCAAACAACCCGCAGCAGCAACAGCAACCGCCGCCACCCCAGCAGAACCAGCAGCAGCAGCAGAUGAACCCCCAGCUCCAGCAACUGCUCGCCCAGCGCCAACAGCAGCAACAGCAACGCGCCAUCCGCAACCAGCACAUGCAGCAACUUCCGCCCAACUUCCGGCAGCAGCAGCAGUCGCAGCAUCACGGCGGCGGCCAACCGCAACCCGGUGGCAUCAUCAACUACGGCCGCGACGGCGGUCUGUCGCCGACGAGCAACCAGCUGGCGCGUUGGUUCUCGCCCGAACUGCUCGCCCAGGCGUCGGCCGGUAAGCUGCCGUCGCUCAACAUCGGCCAAGCGAUGAGCCUGGAGGAGUUUGAGCGCAACAUGCAGCAUUCGUCGGCGACCGUGCACAACUGAGCCGCGCUCAACAACCGUCGGCCACCGGCGGCGGCGGCGUGGUCAUCCGGUAGUUCCGUGCAGAAGCGACUGCUCGUGGACCGGACGCCGGCGGCGGCGGCAACGGCGGUUGGCGGUAAGGACAAGCUGUUUGGCCGGCCGCAGGACUAGGCAAUCUCGCCCACGUUGCUCUCUCUCUCUCUCUCUCUUUCUCGUGUAAACUAUUUCCGGGCUGGUCACAGAUGACGUGACGUGACGGACAGAACAAUUGUGUAAAAUUUGGCACCGCAAAAAAAAACCGUUGUUUGAUACAGUUUGGAAGCGGCCACGCCCUGCCACGCAAC